GCGACAAGUUUGAAAUUGUCCCUCCUGCAAUUAUAGAUAAGUUAGAAUUCUUUGGCCCUCCUAAAGGAGAACGAUUUCUUAUUAAAGGACAUUUCGUGAAAUCUCUCAACGUAAUGUAUAAGAUCGCAGAUCCAUAUACUUUAAAUAAAGUUGAUUCUGCGAUCAAUCUUUUAAAACAUGGUGACAAUGAAGUAAAAGUGUUUACAGUUCACCAAAAUCAUAUAAUAAGAGUAUGGAACAAUCAUUUAUUUGUUCAAGAAUUAGUAGAAACAGAAUGGUUCGAAUAUUUACGAUCACAAAUUAAUGACAACGGCCUGAUUACAACUCUUUUUUGUGGUGAAUCUGUUAAGAAUGUGUUGGAAGAUACUUUAAAAGAGUAUAAAUCAGAUCAUGACCCUGCCCAAAAGCAUGAUCAUGAAAAGAAAAGUUGGGACACUAUUGAGACAAAAGUAGAAAUUCCUUCAAAUCAUUUUUUGGAUGACUCCGCUUAUUUCAUGGAAUGUAAACUUCUUGAAAGUGAAGAUUUAUUGAUAAUUACACCUAUUGGUGUGUUUAUCUGGACCAUUAAAUCUGACGGUGGAAUUGGUUUACUUUAUUAUUGGGGACUUUACGAUGGUACCAGGUUUAAAACCCCAAAAGAAGGAAUAAUAAAUAAUCUCGAAUCGAUCCUUAACGAUGAUAAAUUGAAAUUUUCAAACAAAAAACUAUUACCUUCUCCACAUUUUAAUAGGAUUGCUAAAAUGCGCAAACAAAAUACUUGGUAUACUGAAAAUGACAAAAGAUUGGCUACUAUAAAUGCUCCUAAUUUUCAAGAUUUACUUGACUAUUACAUAAAUGACGUAUUACUUUUAGAGAUAUACGGUAAUGAUCUUAUGCGCGCAUUAUUACAAGAGAGUGAUGAUGAAUUGGUCGAAACAUUUUUCAAAAAAUGUCUUAGAUUAAGUGAAUUUCAAAUAGAAGAUGCGAAUAUUUCUUCCUCUAUUAAAUUAGUAAAUAUUAUUUAUUCUUCAUUUCCACAAUUAUCUGAAAAAUCUUUUACUUUUGUAAUUAGUUUGUUAGCACAUUUAGCACUUAUUCCUUCUUAUAAUUUUAAAGAUUCUUUAGUAGUUAAUUCUAAUGCUUCCCAUCUUCAAUAUUGUGAUUAUUUGAGGCAGCAAAAUUAUUCCAGUAAUGCGAAUAGUUCUUUGAAUCUCAGUGUAAAACGUCAAUACCCUUUAUCUAAUGAUACUACCACAACUAAUGCAAACGCCACACUUUCAGAUGAAUUUUAUGAAAAUUUGUAUAUGUUUUCACAGUUAUAUUCUUCUUUUUUAGCAGUAUAUUUUAUGAUGACAGGGGAUUUAAGUCUGAUUAGUCCAUCAGUUCUUACUGAAGAAUGGAUAUUAGUUAUUUUAUUAGUUUUAUUUUCGUUUUCCACAACUAUUUAUUUGAUGAAUCUGUUUAUUGGUUUACUUAGUCUUGCAAUUAGUGAAGCAAAUAACAAACAAUCAUUUUUAUAUUUGAGAGCUGUGACAAUAAGUGAAAUUGAACUUUUUUGGAUGUUACCAUAUCAAAGAAGAAAGAAAGACUGGUUUCCUGAUUUCUUGAAUUAUGAAGCAUCAGUGGAUGAAGUUCGUAAAUUGGUUAGUUUGGUACACAACAAGAAUUAUGCUAGUUCCAAUCCACCAUACAUCUCAUCUUCAUUAAUAGAAAUGAUUAAUAUGGCCAUAAAAGUUGAUACUAUUGAAGGAGUUGGAGAAAGAAUCGAUGGUCUUGAAAAAAAAAUUAAUAGAAUUAAUGAUGAUGUAAAAAAGAUAAUGAAAUUUGAUGAAGUUGAAAUUCAAUUUAAUAACUUUAGUGAAGAUAUGAAAG
This is a messenger RNA of Racocetra persica, 1851 nucleotides long. Lineage: Eukaryota; Fungi; Glomeromycota; Glomeromycetes; Diversisporales; Gigasporaceae. The record is from the annotation of a GenBank genome assembly.